Messenger RNA from Apiotrichum porosum, 1311 nucleotides. RefSeq lists its product as uncharacterized. Lineage: Eukaryota; Fungi; Basidiomycota; Tremellomycetes; Trichosporonales; Trichosporonaceae. The transcript has 3 exons. The coding region runs from base 1 to 1311 and encodes 436 amino acids. The record is from RefSeq and is a predicted model, not a curated record.
AUGCUCCCACUCCUCUGGGCUCAUCUCCUCGUCACCACCGCAAACGCCCAGGUCACCGCCACUGGACCCAACGGCCCUACCAACCCCUCGGCCCCCGGUUUCGCCGCUGUCGGCUCGACCGUCGACCAAAACUCCAAUGCGCGCCUGCUCACCGUCAACGCCAUUGACGACUUUUGCCUGUAUGCGCCCCAAAACCCAAACUCCAAGAUUGGCGACGUCGAAGAAAGCGUGGUCGCGUGGUGCACAAAGCCCCGCAACAAUGCUCGCCUCAUCCCCGACGGCACCAUCAAGUCGGCCCAGUUUGUCAAGACCCCGGCCUAUGUCCAGGUAUCGGGUUGGUGGGAUGGCACCAAGCUUGACAUCAUGAGCGGCGACCAAGGCGGCGAGCUCGACCCUCAUGGCGCUACCGGAGAGGGCAACCCUGUCGGCGGAAACGUGACCACCAACGUUGCGACCGGACACGACGUCUUUUACGAGGAAUGGAUGGCCUUUGUCUCGUACGACCAGUUUUGCGUUCGUAUCUGCACAUCCAACGUCAACGGGGUCACCGUCGCCAAGCAAUGCGACCACAUCUACGACCUCAUGGGCUGCCAGUGGGUCAUGGCUAUUGACAACUUUUACGGCAUGAGCGGCUUCGAGUCGUGCGACAGCGACAUUGCGGCCGCUCCUGGUGUCUAUGGCCAGAGCACAUGGUACCAGGGGCAGCAGCCCACCCCGGCAUCCCCCGCCUUCCUCCCUAAGCGCUCCAACUGCAAGUCCUACGCCACCAUCUCGAACGGCAUCAAUACCAACAACUGGAAGGUGGCUGCUCCUGUGACUCUUCUCGGUGGCGGUGGCAGCUCGCAGCCGUCGACGACCACUACGCAGCCCACGUCGACCCCUUCCGGUAUUAUCACCCAGCUCCACCCCAACGGCAACAGCGGCUACUGUGUUGAUGUCCAGGGUGCCAACUUUGCCAACGGCACCCCCGUUCAGGUCUACCAGUGCAACGGCACCCCGGCUCAAAACUUCCAGCUGGUCCGCAAUGCUGCUGGCCAGGUCCGCGUCUCGGGCACCAACUUCUGCCUCGACGCAGGCGAGAACCCUGGUAACGGCUCAAAGCUCAAGAUCUGGCAGUGCUACGCCGGUCUCAAGCAGCAGACUUGGUGGUACACCGGUGACAACCGUCUUGCCAUUUACAAUGGCGGCCUGUGCGUGGACCUUACCGACGGCCACCUCACCAACGGCAACCAGCUCCAGGUCUGGUCUUGCUCGAGCGGCAACAACAACCAGGUCUUUACAUCGGGCCUUGUUGCACGCCGUCGCCGUUGA